This is a messenger RNA of Nicotiana attenuata, 738 nucleotides long. RefSeq names its product interferon-induced, double-stranded RNA-activated protein kinase-like. The transcript has 4 exons. The record is from RefSeq and is a predicted model, not a curated record. The coding region runs from base 1 to 738 and encodes 245 amino acids. Gene Ontology annotation, molecular function: eukaryotic translation initiation factor 2alpha kinase activity; ATP binding. Gene Ontology annotation, biological process: protein phosphorylation. Lineage: Eukaryota; Viridiplantae; Streptophyta; Magnoliopsida; Solanales; Solanaceae. Gene Ontology annotation, cellular component: cytosol.
AUGGAGUUUUGUGCUAGCACCAUACAUGCCAAGCUGGAAAAAGAGAUACUGAAUGGAAAGGUGUUUGAGACAGAGAUGAUUUUGCGGAUCUUCAAGGAGCUGCUAGAGGGAUUGACAUUUAUCCACGGAAGUGGAGUGAUCCAUGGAGACAUAUCCAGAGAUAAUGUCUUCAUGGAUGCACAGGAUCAAGUAAAGAUUGGCGAUUUUGGCUUGGCUCGGUCCACUGGAGAUGCCGAGAUUGCUGUUGGGAGCGUAGUACUUGGUAAUGAAAUGUACCAGGCUCCGGAGUUGUCUAGCAGCCCUCCAUCGAUUACUACAAAAGUAGAUAUGUAUGCAUUAGGGUUGCUGCUCUUUGAGAUUUCCUACCUGAUGGAAACGGAUUCACAAAGGUUUAGUGAAUUUAUGAAAUUGAAGGAAACUGGAGAAUUACCAGAAGACUAUGAAUUAAAAGUUUUGAAGAAUGCAAUUCCCAACUUCUGGUCGAGAACCCAGAGGACCGUCCUUCGGCUGCAUAUUUACUUCACAAUGUGGGCUGCAUUCAAGGAACAUUUUGAUAAAGUAAAUGGAUCGAGAUUAUACUAUCUGCACAAGGAAAUCUUCACUAUGACUCAGGGAAUUUGUUUUGUUUCUACCUAUUUUACAAAGCUCAGAGAUCUGUGGGCAGAGUAUGACUCUAUUUUACCACCACCUCCAGCAGCUGAGUAUGUUGAGCAGUUGGAAUAUCAACGUCUGUUAUAA